Molecule: messenger RNA, 2341 nt
Organism: Glycine soja
Lineage: Eukaryota; Viridiplantae; Streptophyta; Magnoliopsida; Fabales; Fabaceae
Product: trihelix transcription factor PTL-like
Exons: 2
Coding region: 166-1950 (594 amino acids)
Source: RefSeq, a predicted model, not a curated record
ACACUUGGACAUGGGACCAUAGUCCUCAGCUUAAAUUUUGAGCUUUUUCCUGCACGACAGGAUCCGACUCUGCCGCUUCUCCCUCUCUAAUUUCUUCACUCUCUCUCUUUCUCUCUCCUUAUUUCCAAUUCAUCACACCCUCUCUUUCUCUCUCAAGUCCCAUUCAUGGAAAUGGAAGAUCAUCAGCAUCAGCACCACCAUCAUCACUUUGGCAUGAACGAUCUAAGGCAAGUGGUGAAUAACGGGCCGAGGCCGGCCCAUACCACCUUCCCCUCCAUGCCGCCGCACCCCACGGAGGAGCUUUUCCCCGGCCACCACCACCGUAAUCUCACUCCUUUACCUACUCAUCAUCCCCAACAACAACAGCACUUCGAGGUUAUGAUGUUUGGUCGAGACAUAAUGCCACCUGGCCUUCACGACUUUGCUUCCACACCCCAUGAUUCUGCUGUUGCUACCACCACCAUCACCCUACCCACUCCACCGGUUACUUGCGGCUUUGAUGCCGCUGAGGGUGCAGGUUGCAUCGGUGGAGACCCCUUCACUGGAAGAUGGCCCAGACAAGAGACUCUCACUCUCCUUGAGAUCAGAUCUCGCUUGGACCCUAAAUUCAAAGAGGCUAAUCACAAAGGACCCUUAUGGGAUGAAGUCUCUAGGAUCAUGUGUGAAGAACAUGGAUAUCAAAGGAGUGGGAAAAAAUGCAGAGAGAAGUUUGAGAAUUUGUACAAAUAUUACAAGAAGACAAAAGAAGGUAAGGCAGGAAGGCAUGAUGGGAAGCAUUACAGAUUCUUUCGUCAACUUGAAGCCUUAUAUGGAGAAAAUAGUAACACAGUUUCAGUCCCAGAAACCAAUGUUGUUGUUGGCAGCAUUCAUUUUCAAGGCCCUUCUCAAACAAAUCAAGAUAAUAAUAAGUUUCAAUCUCACAACAACAACAACAACAGGCAUUGUGAUAGCCUCAGCCUCACUAACUCCACUAAUUUUGACACAUCAACAUCUGAAGGUCAUGAUGGCAAUGAUCACAGUAUGGAGAAUGAGUCCAUGGAGAAGAGGAUAAAGAGGAAGAGUGGGAGGAGUUGGAAGGUGAAGAUAAAGGACUUCAUUGACUCACAAAUGAGGAAGCUGGUGGAGAAGCAAAAGGAGUGGUUGGAUAAGCUUGUGAAGACACUUGAAGAGAAGGAGAAGGAGAGAAUGCUAAGAGAGGAAGAAUGGAGGAAGCAAGAGGCAAACAGGUUAGAGAGGGAGCAAAAGUUCUGGGCCAAAGAGAGAGCAUGGAUUGAAGCAAGAGAUGCUGCUUUGAUGGAGGCUUUGCAUAAGUUAACUGGAAGAGAAAUAAUGAAGGUUGAAACUGAUCCUGAGGGUACUAUAAAUGUAAUGACUGCAGCUGAAGUUCAAAACCAGAAUAACGAAGAUGAGAGUGAAAUUUUGAACAGCAGUAAUGUUAUCAGAGGUGCUGAUAGCUGGCAAGAAUCUGAGAUCACAAGACUUGAACAGCUGAGAGCUGAGAUGGAGACAAGGUUUCCAUAUAGUGAAAUUUCAGAAGAGGUUUCAUGGGAUGUAGUAGCAACAAAGAUGGCUGAUUUUGGCUACGAAAGGAGUGCUUUGAUGUGCAAAGAGAAAUGGGAAAGUAUCAACAAGGAAGAGAAGAAUAGCAAGAAUCGCAAGGAAAACUUAUCUAGAAACUGCUUUUACUUCAAGAACAAUCAUGAGGAUCAACAACAAUCUUCUCUAUACGAUCAAGGAAGUGCCUAUUGUGAUGAUGAUGUCAAUGAGCAAGGGAAAGAGAUUGAGAGGCUUCAAACAAAUAAUGGUUCUUCUUCACCUUCAAAAUCCAAUAUUGUUGGAAAUGUUGUUCCUUCUGAUAGUUGCUUUCCCUUCCUGAUGGGUGCUGAUCAGGGUGGAAACUUGUGGGAGAACUAUGGCUUAAAGCUCAAUAAAGAAAAUCAAAAUCAUUGAGUGAAUUGAAGUAUGGUUAAUGACUCGUAUAAGAAGUGUUGAAGUAUAAAUAUAAGGUAAAAUCUCACAUCACAUCAAAAUAUAAAAAAAUUGAAUAUCAUAUUUGACAAUUAGUAUAUGAGACGUGCUAUAUCAUGUAAGCAAGAGCUAACUAAGGGUUUAUUAUAUAUAUUUAUGGGGCAUUUAUGAGAAAAAUAAUGGCUUCAUGAAUUUAUAUAUUUUAGUGAGGGAGGCGAAGUGACAAAGUUCACUUGCGUGUUGGAACAUGACACCAAUUUCAGGUGAGUUUCUUUUUUCUUUUUAUGCAUGCAAAUGGAAUCGACAUUGUAUUACCUAGUAUGUUGCAAAUUCAAUGAUGUUUGCAUCAGUUAAUUGAUCACUGUUUUUCUCC